AUGCCUCUCAAGCGCAAAGGGACGGGCAAGAAGAAGAAGUCGGCAAGAAAGUCGCAUCAGCCAGAGCCCCCUUCACCCUCCCCACCCUCCUCCCGCGCCACCUCUCCUACCCCCACCUCUCCCCCAGCGAAUCCCGAGCCCGCCCAGACCUUUCAACCCUAUGAGAUGACGCCCACCAAAGAGUCGUUCGACGCCUCCCUGCGACGGGCUCUUGUCGAGACGCAUACGGUGCUGGCUCCAUUGGAGGAGUUGAUACACGCCUCGGGGCCAGGAAAGCCGCUGGAGCUCGCCUCACCAGAGCAAGGAACAUCGAACGGCGUAUCCAUCUCCGACGGCGCCCCUGAUUCUCCUUCCGCCAAGCCCGAGUUCUCCCAAGCGUACUAUAUAGCCAUGGCGCUGCUUCCCCUCGACCUGAAAAAGUACAUCGAGGAGGUCAGCGCGCCUGAUGUGGACGGCUUGCUAGACGAGGACGGGUCAUUCCAUCCGUCGCGGCUCGAAACCGACCAACCUCCCCAGUCGCUCAUGCGACAGAUCUCCCGUUCGAGCCCCACAGUGCAGCAGGCGUUUGUCACAGCCUACCAUGAGAAGAUGAGGAAGGAGGCGGGGCCUGCGUAUGAUCUAAUGGGCGAUGUUGUGGGAGGGAUGGGGAUGGGGACAGUAAUGGGCGGCAUGGGCACUAUGGGAAUGAGGCCGGACAUGGGGUUGAGGGCGGCGAUGGGAGGUCCCAAGCACAUGCUUGGAGGUGUUCCCACACGUGCUAUGUCCCAUAAUCACAGCGAUGGCUGCUGCUCCGGCCAUCCCGCCCUUGGUCUCCCUACAUCCCCUGCGCCUCCGUAUCGCGCCUCGGCCAUCGACGACAAUUACUCGAAUCAACUCGGUGUUGACUUGGGAGGACCCAACUUUGGCUCUGGUCUGCUUCCUCCUCCGCACAUGCUCUUCCCUGCCGGCAGUAUGCCUCCUGGCGACGAAGGUGAAGACGAGGAGGCGAGGCUGGCUGCCAUCAGUGAGAGAAAGAAGAAGAAAAAUGGGAAGAGCAAGGAAAGGGCCAGGAUGAAGAAGAUCGAGGCAAAGCAGGCUGGGCGAGUGGCGGGAGAUGAGACAGAGAAAGCAAGUGAAGAGGAUGAACCACAGGAGGCAAGUCAAGACAACAACUCUUCGACUGCUCUACUCCACGAAAGUCCAACAAGCAGCAAUACCGUCUUCGUCUCCCCAUCGUCUGCCCCUGAGGAGCUCAUCGUCACUCCUCUCGUCAGGGAUACGGGGCAUGGUAUGACUCAGGUGCAGCCCAAGGAUACCGGAAAGGCAAUCAUGGAGAAGGUGAACUCUGGAGCCACAAUGAAAAUGCCAGAUAUGGAGGUCACCGCUGAGCCAGUCUCAAUUGAUCCGAAGGACACCGACACAGCCUCCGAAAGUGCCGCCACCUACGCCCUUCCCCCUGCUUCUCCAGAGAUACUCGUCAGCCGCAGGCAAGGUACUAUGGCUGGGCGCUCUCGAACUUUUGCCGUUCUGGACAAGAUGCCUGAUGUGGUACCCGUUGCUGCUCCACAGGACGAGCCACUCCCUCGCCGCACGACUCCAGAGCCUACUCGACCUUCUUUGCCGACCAGGCGGUCUUCUGGGACUAUGGCGGGACGUAGUCUAACCUUUACACCCGUCGAAGAAACUCCAGAUCCAUUGGAGAUCGCGGGCGAGUCCGAUGGCGAGUGUGCCGACGAGGUUCGCGUGAAAGACCAAGUUGGCUAUGAUGAUUUGUGGGAAGAAGACGAUGAUAGCUCGGAUGAUGUGGAAACCUCAUUAGCGGCGACAGCCCCUCUGACGGUCAUUACGGAAGAAGAGGAAGCUUUGGAGGAGGGUGAGGUCAGGGAGGAAACCGGCCCCACGGCAGGCGCAUUGGAGGUUAUCCCAGAGGUCAGCAGGGUGAACUCUGUGACACCUUUGGCGGGCGCGAAGGCAAAUGCAGAGGCCAAGAUCCCCGAGCCGCCCGAGAAAACAUCUUUGGGAGUCUCCAAUGGGACGACAGUCACCACCAAUAUGUCGCUCGAGCCACCUUCGACUGUGGGCUCACCCGUGCCAUCAGACACUACCGAAGUCGAUGACCAACCCACUACAAUCUAUCGUAUUCCCUCCGAGCUCUCAGGUCGCCGAAAUUCUGAACCCUUUGUCAGUCCUCUCCCCACUCCUGAUAUGGAAAGGAGCCUCUCUUGGGGCCCGUUGAAGCCAGUCUUCAGAGUCCAAGGUCGUUCAGAGAUCGGGCUGCCCUCCCCCAGACAGGAGAAACCAGUGACGCGCCCUGGUGUCUUGGAGAGGACCAUGUCCACUCCAACUGGGUUUGGCCAUGACUCGCGUCCCACCGUGUUCGGAGAACGAAUGGCUGGUGCUCCCGGCUUGCGUCGUAACAACUCGACCGGCCUUGGGCGAUGGUCCACGACCAGCUCUGCCAGCACCUCGCCCGAUAGAUCUAGGCGAGGCGGCGAUAUGGGCUCUUUUGGGCGUCCUCAAAGCGCCCACGUGUAUACCGACAGAUCCCCUGGGAACCGCUCACCUCUACUUCCCGAUCAACAAUUGCCUUCCGAUCCUUCUACGGCCCGUCCCGACAUGAAAGUACAUCCUCUGGAUAGACCAUGGACCCUCUACUUCUCAGACUCAUCUGAGAAAGCCGAAUCUCAGCAGAGCGCUCGCGAGUACGAUUCGGGCUUGGUCAAAGUCUUUCAUGCCGCCUGCAUCGAGGAUCUCUUUGGUAGCUGGAAGGCGUUGAGAAGGGCGAUUGCGUAUAGCAAGGGUAGGGAGAUCGAACCAGAGGGGAGACCGUUGGAAGGUGGAGGGGGACUGGGGAUGUGGCUCAUGGGUGAUGACACAAACUUUCAUCUCUUUGCGGAUGGUAUCAAGCCAAUGUGGGAGGACCCGAUGUGUGCCAAGGGAGGGAAGCUCAUGAUGGCUGGUGACGCCAAAAAGAUGGACGAUGUCUUUUUGGAGCUGUGUCUCCUCUUGGUCGGUGGCAAUCUGGAGGUUGAUAUGCCUCCUCUCACAAAGCCCUCCGUGUGCGGUGCUAUCGUCUCACGCCGAAAGACGACUACAAGGAUUGAGGUUUGGCUGGGCGGAAGGGAUGUUCCGGAUAAGCGUUGGGUGAACGAUGUGCACGACAAGCUUUCGAACUUCUUUCCGCAGAUCAGAGUGCUCCCCUAUAAGUCUUUCCAUAGGAACUGA
Molecule: messenger RNA, 3204 nt
Organism: Cryptococcus wingfieldii CBS 7118
Lineage: Eukaryota; Fungi; Basidiomycota; Tremellomycetes; Tremellales; Cryptococcaceae
Exons: 4
Coding region: 1-3204 (1067 amino acids)
Biological process (GO): translational initiation
Cellular component (GO): eukaryotic translation initiation factor 4F complex
Molecular function (GO): RNA 7-methylguanosine cap binding; translation initiation factor activity
Source: RefSeq, a predicted model, not a curated record